Molecule: messenger RNA, 210 nt
Organism: Priceomyces carsonii
Lineage: Eukaryota; Fungi; Ascomycota; Pichiomycetes; Serinales; Debaryomycetaceae
Exons: 1
Coding region: 1-210 (69 amino acids)
Source: RefSeq, a predicted model, not a curated record
AUGAAGAACGAAAACAAAAUAACUUUUGAAAGCUCACCUCGACAACUGGAGGACUCCACUGAAGCAAAACGUGCGAAUUUGGAAGGUGAUAUUUGUUACAAUAGAAAGCUUCUUAAAAAGUUAAAUUUAUAUAUAAUACCCAGAGUUACCAUUUUGUACUUGCUUUCCUUUAUAGAUCGAGGCAAUAUCGGAAAUGCUAACAUUGAGUGA